This is a messenger RNA of Owenia fusiformis, 802 nucleotides long. The record is from the annotation of a GenBank genome assembly. NCBI's taxonomy places the organism in Eukaryota, Metazoa, Annelida, Polychaeta, Sabellida, Oweniidae.
UAACGAUAUCACUGUGGACUUUGGUAUUGACUCAAAUAUUGUUGAAAGAUAAUAAUAACGUGUUCUUAGAAAAUACAACCUGUAUCAUGUUGGUCGAGCUGAAGUGAUCAGUUCGAAUGUUUUAAAUUUAUAAUCCAAAAGAGAUAACGACGCUAUGACGAAUAAGCGAAAUCGUUUUUGAAAUGAUAUACAGCUAGUUAACAGGAAGAAGGUACAACCGUCUGCGGUUGACAUUUAGAGGAAACUUAACGACACUAUAUGGAGGAGAAAUACAAAUUUGUGCCUGAAUAAUCAUACUUACGAUAGGUGGCUUAACUGCAUCAUUUAUAACAUCUUUAAUAACAACAGGAGCAGCAUGGUUCACUCCAAUAUGGUCAUCGGGAACACUAACUUGGUCUGGUUUAUUGUUACGAUUGCAGUCAUUUGCCAACAGAUUGGCAUUGCCUCGCCCCAGACCGUUCCAGAGAAACCUCCUGGAGUUGGAGCAAGAGCUGGUCCUUCAUCAACUUCGAUUAGACUGAUUAUCAUAAACGUUAAUGGCGCGACCCAUUAUAGAGCAUUAUAUGAGCACAACUCCAUGAUGGAAGACGUGAUAUUUCCUAGGGAAAAUGAUCUGUUCACGGAACAUGAGAUCUUUAAUCUGUCCACAUAUACAGAUUAUACAUUCUGUGUGUACUCUGUAAUACGAUCUGGCGGGGAAGACCAGAACAGUUCCACAUGCACAAAUUCAACACCAAUUUGGAAAACGGGUACAUAUGAUUUCAAUGUUAUCAGUGAUGAUAGAUAAUAAUGUAUAUUACGA